Brassica napus (rape) is the source of this 663-nucleotide messenger RNA. RefSeq names its product putative F-box protein At2g02030. The coding region runs from base 1 to 663 and encodes 220 amino acids. The transcript has a single exon. Lineage: Eukaryota; Viridiplantae; Streptophyta; Magnoliopsida; Brassicales; Brassicaceae. The record is from RefSeq and is a predicted model, not a curated record. Gene Ontology annotation, molecular function: protein binding.
AUGGCGUCGAUGGAGAUUUAUCAGAGAAUUGUCAGAGAAACCAAACGGAUAAGAAAAGGAAGAAGAGAGUGGAAGAUUGAGAUCCCCAAUGAUGUCAUGGAAGAAAUCGUGAUGAAGCUUCCGGUGAGAUCGAUUAUGAGGUUCCAAGCGGUUUCAAAGCAUUGGGAAUCGGUGAUUAAGACAAGAGAUUUUGGGGCAAGACACAUGGCUCAUCAGAGAAACAAAGAUCCUAAACUCAUGUUUGUUUCUUAUGGUUUUGAUCAUAUCCGUUUUGAGCAAAGGGACUUGGAGACGACUUCUCUUGAAGAGAGACUCUGUUUUGAAAUUGAAGAGAUUAAUGGUCCUAUCGAGAUCUCCGAAUGCUGCGAUGGCCUUGUCUGCUUCUACUGCUUGACUCAAGCAGUGGGAGUGAUAAAUACGGCCACAGAAACGUUGUUGCCACCACUCCCCUUAGCAAAUUUUCAGCGUCUUCAUAAAGACCAUCCAGAUCUGGAGCGGGAUGUGAUGGUCGAAGAUGAUGCUGCUGUUCCAGUUCCAUUCAUAUCAUUUACUAUGUUUGGAUUUGGGAAAGACAACGUCACAGGACGAUAUAAGAUAGUGUGGCUCUAUAAUAUAUAUCCUAUUGAUUGGCCACAAGGAGAUAUAAUCAGCUACUUAAAAUGA